CUUUAAGCGAUAUUAGUGCUCACCGAAUUACCUAAGAAACACGUCUGUUCGGGACCACAGUGAUCACACCAUGAACCUCUUGAAUUUUUUAUGUACAUCUCGAUUAUUUAUACGGUGCGUGACAUAAUUCGUAAAUGAUAAAGCGACUGACUUUCAAACAAGGUUUUGUAGAUAGUGAGAGUGCUUUUAUUUUCAUUUGAAAACUAAUUUAGUUAUAACUGUGAGACACCAUUGAAGUUCAACACUUCAAUUGAUGUUCAAAUGUUCAACAUUUCUUUAAUUUUGCAUAGCGUUUCUUAUAAACAGCUCGAAGUUAAAAGAGGGAAGGAAAUGUAAUUUUUUCUGAGUACGUUUAAAUUUCUGUUAUCACUAAAAGAGUUCAGAAUUUUAUACUGAUCUCACCCAGCAAAUUCAUAACCCUGUGAAGUUUGCGUGUGUCGAAAGCCCCCCUUCCCCCGUUCAUGUCCUAAAAUAGCCAAGUACGUUCCUACACAAAGUUUAUUUGAUUGAUGCCUUCGUGCUAAAAUUAAUUUUUACCCCUGAUAAAAUGACAUAAUUGACCCUUUAAGACAAUUAUUAAUAAGUGCGAAGAUGAUCAUUUUCGAAUCAAAAUGACUGAUAGAAUUUAAAAGACGUCAGCAUUGAAUAUUUUCUUUCAAGUUAAAAAAGAACUACGUGGCAUUACAAGACUUUUCAUUUCUGAUCAACGUUCCCUUGGCAUGUGCAGUUGGCAAAAUGAAUUCAGUGAAAUACUUCAUUUGCGGAUUCUCUCUUUUGGCCACCGUGAACUUGGUGACACCAGCCAGAAUUUUGUUUUUAUUUCCGCACGAGUUUACAAGUCAUUAUAAGGUGUUUUCUCCUGUCGUGGAGCAACUAGCAAUGAGAGGUCACGAAGUCACAGCGUACGUAGCUCCGGUCUUCAAACGAAAGCAGCCAUUGCCAAAUUACAGGGAAAUUGUGGUCCACAGGCCUCAAAACUCAUCUUCAAUCCAAGAUUUCGAUUUUGUGGCCGCCAGAAAAAGGACGGGAUUUGGCUACACCUGGCGGCUGUGGUCAGAAUUCUCUACUGUAACGGAGGGCACCCUCCAAAGCUCGGCCUUCCAAGAGCUCAUCAGGUCCCGCGAGUAUUUUGAGCUGAUCAUCAUGGAGGCGACAAUGCAACAGGAGUCCUUCCUCGCAUUCGGCCACAAGUUCGGGGCCCCCGUCAUCAACCUCCACCCUCUCUUCAUGUCACCCCUCUUCGCCUCCUUGACGGGCAACCCCAACCCACUCUCUUACGUCCCCGAUUUUAGGCUUCCCUACACGGUCAAGUUGAGCUUCUGGCAACGUGUGCACAACACCAUGAUGGCCAUUUUCGACCUUCUCGGCGGACACCUGUAUCUCCUACCGAGGCACGAGGGGUUGAUGCGCAAGUACUUCAACUACCCUGGAUCGGAGGCCUUGCCUUCAGUCAAGGACCUCAUCACUAAUAUCUCACUCCAUCUCGUCGACUCCCAUCCGAUGAUGUAUGUUCGACCGUACGCUCCGAAUAUCGUCGAAGUUGCCGGCAUGGACACCAAACCAACGACCCAGUUACCCCAGGAUCUGAAAAAAUUCAUGGAUGAAGCGCCAGAAGGGGUAAUUUACUUCAGUCUCGGGUCACAUUUGGAUCCAACUUUGUUUCCCGAUCACGUAAGGAGGAUGUUCAUUGAGACAUUGAAAAAUGUGAAGCAAAGAGUGGUUUUAAAAUGGCCAGUGAAAGUUGAAGGAGAUCCGAAAAACAUUUUCCAACACUCCUGGUUGCCUCAAGAUGCAAUCCUUGCGCAUCCGAACUGUAAAUUAUUCAUCACACAUGGAGGUUUCAACAGUUUGGUGGAAGUGAUGAGUGCUGGAGUGCCAGUCCUCGGGCUACCUAUGUUCGCCGACCAGUUUCACAAUGUGGCUUACUACGAACACGUUGGAGUCGGACAAGGCGCCUCCAUUGACGAUCUCACCUUUGAAAAGUUUACCGAGAUAAUCAACAAAAUCGUGUACACACCCUCGUAUGCGGAAAAUUCAAAGAGGCUGGCAAAAAUUUAUGGCGAUUUGCCUGCAACCAGUUUGGAGAGGGCUGUGUAUUGGGUUGAGUACGUCAUUAGACAUAAAGGAGCACAUCACCUGAAGCCAGCGUCCGUUACCCUGCCAUUUUACAAAUAUAUACUUUUGGACGUGAUUGCUUUUUGUUUAGCUGUUCUUGUCUCGGCCGUUUAUAUUCUAAAAAUGAUUGUUCGCAAAGUUCUCUUUACUGCACGAUCAAGUAUCAAAAGCGAACUUAAAAAGACAAAGUCAAAUAAAAAACACGACUGAAAUGUAA
Bemisia tabaci is the source of this 2332-nucleotide messenger RNA. Its product is annotated as UDP-glycosyltransferase UGT4. Gene Ontology annotation, molecular function: UDP-glycosyltransferase activity. NCBI's taxonomy places the organism in Eukaryota, Metazoa, Arthropoda, Insecta, Hemiptera, Aleyrodidae. The record is from RefSeq and is a predicted model, not a curated record.